Panicum virgatum (switchgrass) is the source of this 1500-nucleotide messenger RNA. RefSeq names its product ferredoxin--NADP reductase, root isozyme, chloroplastic. The transcript is spliced from 6 exons. Gene Ontology annotation, molecular function: oxidoreductase activity. The record is from RefSeq and is a predicted model, not a curated record. The coding region runs from base 191 to 1333 and encodes 380 amino acids. NCBI's taxonomy places the organism in Eukaryota, Viridiplantae, Streptophyta, Magnoliopsida, Poales, Poaceae.
AGCAGAGAGCAAAUGGUCUAAUCGCGAGCAGCAGCAGCCAGCAGGGCAAGCAAGACAAGUCGCCCCUUCCGUCACCUCAAGAGCUCACUUGUGCUCCCCCUUCCCCCUCUAUAAACCCGCCUCCCUAGUCCCUCCUCUCCUCCCCGUCCGUCCUCAGAUCAAAACCCGGAGCCCUUCCUCGCGACCGAUCAUGGCGACCGCUGCUGCUGCGUCCCGGGUGGCUGUCUCGGCGCCGGUCUUCGGCUCGGAUCGCGGCGUCGGGAGCUCCGGGAUCAAGGGCAACAGCAAUGUUAGCUUCAGCAACAAAUCAUGGGUGGAUGGCACAUUGGCCUGGGAGAGCAAGGCAAUGCGGCCCAGGCACGCGAACAAGGUGCUUUGCAUGUCGGUCCAGCAGGCGAGCAAGAGCAAGGUCUCUGUCACGCCACUCAACUUGGAGGGCACAAAGGAGCCGCCCCUCAACACAUACAAGCCGAAGGAGCCCUACACGGCCACCAUUCUCUCGGUGGAGAGGAUUGUAGGUCCCAAGGCUCCAGGGGAGACUUGCCAUAUCGUCAUUGACCAUGGUGGCAAUGUGCCUUACUGGGAGGGCCAGAGUUUCGGUGUGAUUCCUCCUGGAGAAAACCCGAAAAAGCCUGGAGCCCCACAUAAUGUCCGGCUUUAUUCAAUUGCAUCGACUAGGUAUGGAGAUAACUUUGAUGGACGAACCGGAAGUUUGUGUGUCCGCCGUGCAGUUUAUUAUGAUCCUGAAACUGGCAAGGAAGACCCCUCAAAGAAUGGUGUCUGCAGUAACUUCCUAUGCAACGCAAAACCUGGGGACAAGAUUCAGUUGACAGGUCCCUCUGGCAAAAUAAUGCUUCUACCUGAGGAGGAUCCAAACGCAACACAUAUCAUGAUUGCCACUGGUACCGGUGUUGCCCCGUUCCGUGGGUAUCUGCGCCGCAUGUUCAUGGAAGAUGUUCCGAACUACAGAUUCGGUGGCCUGGCUUGGCUUUUCCUUGGUGUUGCUAACUCAGACAGCCUUCUCUAUGACGAAGAGUUCACAAGCUAUCUUAAGCAGUACCCAGACAAUUUCAGGUAUGACAAAGCCCUCAGCAGGGAGCAGAAGAACAGGAGCGGCGGCAAGAUGUACGUCCAGGACAAGAUCGAGGAGUACAGCGAUGAGAUUUUCAAGCUUCUGGAUGGUGGUGCUCACAUCUACUUCUGUGGUUUGAAGGGAAUGAUGCCUGGGAUUCAGGACACCCUCAAGAAGGUGGCGGAGCAGAGAGGGGAGAGCUGGGAGCAGAAGCUGUCGCAGCUCAAGAAGAACAAGCAAUGGCAUGUCGAGGUUUACUAAUUUACUAGGGUCUGAUUAUUUAGCAGGCGUUAUGAUUGUUUUGCUGCGAGUUAAUGCCAAGAGGAGGCACAGAUACAUUAUUGGGAUUGAAUGAUGAAUGAUUGUUGUGGUGGUGUAAAAUUGCAAUAAAAGUGUUCUUGGUGAGAAUCAUAAGAUCACGCAAGCAA